Sycon ciliatum is the source of this 15027-nucleotide messenger RNA. RefSeq lists its product as uncharacterized. The transcript has 2 exons. The record is from RefSeq and is a predicted model, not a curated record. Gene Ontology annotation, molecular function: ATP hydrolysis activity; ubiquitin-protein transferase activity. The coding region runs from base 1 to 12948 and encodes 4315 amino acids. Lineage: Eukaryota; Metazoa; Porifera; Calcarea; Leucosolenida; Sycettidae.
AUGCUCAUUGAAUCUAACAUCAUCAGGAUCAUCUCAAUUCUGAAGGCGGCAUGCCCACAGAGAACAUUCCAUAUACUAACAUACAGCAAAAAGCUCUGCACUAUCGAGCUGGAUGAUUCUGCUAAAUCUGCAGUGCAGAAAAUGUCCUACGAAUGGUCACGGUCUCUCCUAGGCGGAACAUCUCAACAGUUUAGACAAUCAGACGCAAACAGAAGCUGUGAGCCAACAAAGAUACAAAAGGUAUCCCAAUACCUCGUUGAUGCAAUGUCUAUACUGGGAAAUUCUCUAGCCAGCACAACAAAGUCCUCACUAGCCUGGAUUUGGUGGUUACAAUUAUGCCAAGAAGCAUCAGCUUUGAUAAUUCCAUGGUUUAACACCAAUCCUCAAGACACAAUCAACAGCUUUGUGGCAAACUUUGUCUCAUCUGCAAAACGGCCUUUAUUUCUGCACUCAUGUGAAUGGGCAUUGUACAGCGUGAUAUUUCAUAAAUGUCUUGCUUCGAACCCAAGGAUGUGGUUACUAGGCAACUUUUAUGUCAUAGUGCGCCGAUGUCAUUACCUGUUUUCUCAACUUUGUGGCGUCACGGAUGAUGGCAACAAGAGUAUUGAAAAUAGCAGUGACAGUGGCAACAUCAGCACCAGCCUUAGCAACAGCGACAGCAAUGGCAGCAAUAAGAGCCUCAUCGACAACAGCGGCAUAGGCAAGAGCAGCACCAGCACCAGCCUCAGCAACAGCUCUACCAACGACAAGUUUACUGUCAUGGAAGGUAUUCCCCUGGACAGGAAUUGGUUUUUGUGGUUCCAAAAGAUCAAGGGCAUGAUUGAAAAUGACUACAAAUGUAUCACUGAGCGUAAUUACAAUAAACACACCUGUCGACAAUACAUCAAAGAAAAGCACCAGCUUGUGAAGUCAUUCAACGUGUUUCCAGCAACAACAGUUAAAGAUGGUUUGGUUAUCCCAUCAGUUGACGACCUCUACUCCAAAUUGGAAGAGCAACUAAAAGCCAUCCGUUGGUUACAAAAUCAUGGUGUAAGCAACCUGGAUCAACAGUCAAUGCAAAUGUUGCAACGUGUACAGGAGGAUGAGUGUCUUUGGUAUCAUGACCUUUGUAGUGCACUAGGAGCAGCAGGUGCAAUGUUGAAGCCUCUACAGUGCACACUGCAGCCUAUCUCUCCAGCAGUGGACUUUGUUACCGGUUGUACGGUCUACAACUUCUUGCAGUACUUUCUAUCAACGAAGACUAGUGCUCUGUUUUCAGCAGUUCUAGCCAUGUACUGCCAGCCAGAAUCUCAAUGUGCUCUUGAAGAGAUGGUGUCCAAAUUGCAAGCUUCUCAUACAUUCAUGUGUAGCAUCUUGUUAUCGGAGGUGUCUGUCAAAUCACUUCACCUGAUCAGCAAACAAAUCGGACAUGCUGAUAUGAAGGCAGGGGUUUUAACACUGAUCUCUUUUCCACUAUACUCCAUAAUAAUUAACCGUCAAGCAGUUGAGGAACUGAUUGGAAUUUUGGAGCAGUGCUUUGCAGUGCUGAAGUAUCUGUCCUGGGCACGGACACUCCUGGAAGUUUUUAAAACCUAUGGGAAAAUCAGCUCGUCAGGAGAUAAUGCUGAUGAUGAUAUCGAUGUCAUACAGGAUCUCUUGAUGGUACAACUCGAUGAUCUCUCUGCGAAGAAGGUGAUUAAGUUGUUCAGCCGUUUGGACAAUCUUCUUAAAAAUCUGGAUUCAGUCCAAAUGGAGCUAGUCGAAGAAGUACAAAAGCAAUCUCGGCUGAUAACGUUUCUGACAGAAUUCAACCUUUGCACAGACCCACAACUAUUUAGUCACUUACGUGAACGGCUGACUAGUCUGACUCUAGGAGAUUCUAUUGAAUCUAGGUUGCUGAUCUAUUUGAUUGCUAGUAGGGAGUGCUUAGCUCCAUUCAUUCAACAUCAGCCAUCCAAUCUUCAUGAUGCGAUAUGUGUUGUGAAUGAGUUACGUUCUACGCCUGAGAACAUUGCUCACGUCAGAGCAGCUGGUCAGAAUCUAGCUCACAUCCAACAUUUGAUCCGUCAGGCUCAAUCCAAUCACAUUGAGAAUGCACUGGAGCUCGUGGAUGUGUUGAAGAAAACAGGGCAUGUAACAAUAGAACUAAUUCAAUAUAUGGGCACGCCAUCGACAUGCAUCUUUGCCUUUCGGCCUGUAACAGAAGUUGGAAAUGACAGUCAACUCAUCACCCUGUCAGAUGAAAAAUUGUUUGCUCUCAGACAGCAACUACUAUUCAGCAACCAAAGUAACAAUGCCAUGGUCAGAGACAGAGCAUUCGGGUUCCUGAAGGUGAUGGAUGCUAUUGACUCAUUGAAAGAAACACUAUUUGCAUUGGAGAGGGACGGACAUCCAAACUAUUCGGCCUGCCACAAGCACCUGGAGUUUUCUCUCAGCAGUGUCUCCAGCAUCGAAAUCCAACGAGAUGCUAUGAUGGAUGAAUUAGUGUGUUGGCGUCAGGAGCUGAAGCAAGUAUGCGACGGCAGCAAUGGCUGCCAUAUUUUGUGUCUCUACACCAAGUCCCAAAUUGGUCACAUGUUGGCUUUAUUGCAACCUGGAAAUCCACGCCAGGCAUGUACCCAGGCUAUGUUAGAUACUAGAAUGGAAAAUUCCAGUGCACAUUCCAGUGCACAAUGUGCAACAGCUAUUUUACUUUCACCUCAGUCUAUUUUGACUGAAAUAGAGAGUCCUGAGAGCAUACUAGAUGCUGGCAUUGCGGCAUCAAGUCACCAGGAUAGCUGUCAACUACUAACAGCAUUGUGCAAGCUCAUCAAUUCAACGGUCAGUGUAAAGCAAGACAACGUUGCACACAAGGAAGGGAAACAGUAUGUGUAUGCGCCAUUUCGUUUUGAUCAUCAGUAUCAACAAAGACAGCAACAACACACUGACAAUGCUCUGACCAAGGUUUUGUCAGUCUUCUUACAAGCACCUUACAUCUUUCCAUGCCAAUCACAGCUACUGUUCUGUACCCUGAAGACUACAGAAGAGGAACUCAGACAGUUCGUGUCCCGCGCAACUCUUGUCACAUCUGUGCCAUUUGUGUUGAUUGGCAUUGACCGGCUGAAUAGGGAGACACGCUCAGCUUUGGCUACAGAACAAGUGCGAUUGAGUGAACACAAAGAACAUGCUGAUGUUUACUACAUCUUACUGGACUGCUGUGCAACAUCUUUACCUGGUUGUGUUUUAUGGGAUGGCAAUGACAUGAAUGACUCUCAGCAAUCAAAGGCCAUCGAGGCUGCUCUGAAGAAAGUGAAGCGUCCGAAAGUAGUUGCUGUUACUGGAAAGCCAGGUGUCGGAAAGUCCACAUAUAUCCACAAUGAGGUGAAGUCUUUCCAAUGUACUAUCACUAUCAACGGAGUACCUGACUACACUUCCAUUAUCAAGAAGCUCAAUUCACUGCCCCGACAAGCAACUGUUCUGUUCAGCUUGUCAUCACAUUUGCCAUGGGAUAUUGUUGAUAUGCUCUUCUUCAACUUGCUUGUAACAGGAUCAUUGAUCAGUCCAACAUCUGGUUCAACACACACUAUCCCUCGGGAUUCCGAUUGGAAAUGGUGGGUUGAAGUGCCCCCUCCACCGAAUCAGGCAAGCACCGGUUCGAACUACCUGAGAAAACACUUGCCAAUGUUAGCAUUAUUUGCUGAAGAGAAAGCGGUCAAUGAGCAUCACGAUUUUAUCUUGUCAGAUCGAGAUCGUCUUGUUGCGAGAUACACUGCCUGUUACCUCACAAAACGGAAUGGUAGAAAGCGAAUCAAUGAGAAAAUGGAAGGUGACCAGGAAUAUCCAAAUCUGAGCAGCAUCCCAAUGGGUGAACGUGACUUCAAUGAGUCACUUCUCAAACUCUGGAAGCUCAGUAUCGAUAUGAAACCAAGCUCACCAACAUCGAUGUUGUUAAAAGGUGACAAGCGAGUCCAGGCCAUGUUCGUAGCAUACCUUCAGAGACGAUUCAAAUAUUUUGAACAGAAGUCAUUCUUCCGUCACUUCGACCUUCCUUCUAUGGGAUCCGAUAUAUUUGAACAAUUCAUUGCGGAGGCACGCUACCUAUGUACAGUGGAUCUGGAAUGCUCCUGGAGAUAUUGUCGACAAUCCUUUUUGGUAUUUGAUUCAGCUUAUCAGAGAAUGUGGCCUCUCUAUCCAGAGUGUGCAAACACUUCACGUCAGAUGAUUACUGCUGGCUUCAAACGUAUGACCAAGGAAGCCGAAGAGAUCCUAAAAUCAUCUUCGAAUCGGUGGGAAAAGUACAUCACAGACACUUUCCAUCUCAACAAGGUUAUGUUAUCACAACUGCUACGCGAGGAACACUUUGUGUUAACUCCGGAUGCUGCUUACAAGAUCUUGAUGAUCCAUGAGCGAAAACAAGCACGAAUUCCUCUUGUCAUAGAAGGAGAAACCGGCACUGGAAAAACGUUUCUUCUGGAAUUCUAUGCAAACCUUCUUGAUGAGCAAGCAAUGCAGCAAGGUCUGGGAAGAAGCAAAGCACCUCGACUGAGGAAGCGCUUUUCUGAUUGGUUGGGACAGAAACUACAGAACCAGCAGUAUGCAAUGCGAUUGGCCUCACAGCAAUCACAGCUCACAAAGUAUAAGGCUGGUCUUCUUGCAAAGUCUUAUGAUCAAAACGCGCUGGUAGAUAUUUGGAAAUGGGUUCUGGACAAUCUGGCUUCCUGUGAAACCACUGCACCGACAGGCACAAGUUUGCAAGGCGCUCUGUGUGAGCAGCUCAUCAGAGAUUUGCAGACGUUUAUGUCUCAAUGCUAUUCUGAUAUACCACGUCUAAAACCACUUGCGCCUGGUAGCUUUCUCAAGACACUGAUAGACAGCACAAAACCAACCAGAGAUGAGUCUGUCACUUUACUGAAGCUGUUCUUACAAGCCGAAGUGCAUCCUCUCCUUUGGCAUCAGCUGGUUCAUCCCGGAGUGCAACCUCAUGAGAUUGACAGGUUUCUACAGACACCUUGCCGGCUGGCCACCCAAUUAGAGCACACGCAGCUUGUUGUGUUUUUUGACGAGGUCAACACAGCGUCUUGCCUGGGAAUCUACAAAGAAAUUCUCGUUGAUCACAGCUUGAAUGGCAAGAGACUACCAGACAAUAUCUUCUUCGUUGCUGCCAUAAACCCGUACACCUCCUCAGAUGCUCAUGGCACUAAUGCUGUUAGAGAGCAGCAUGUCAAGACUGCGAGUAAAAGCGCCAGUGUAAUGGACAUUGGAGAGAGGAACUACACUGUACAUGAGUUACCAGCAUCUAUGGUGUCAUUCAGGUGGAAAUAUCCUGGUCUGGACAAUAACACGGAACUGGAACAAUAUAUUCAGAAAAGGCUUUCCAUGCAAUGGUGCAACCUGAAUGAUGGUACAGCUUGUGAACCAACAGCUGUCCAAUCACAACUACCUACCAUACUUUUUGCCGCUCAUAGGUUUUUCUUGGACAAGGAACUCCUUGGAUCUGUCAGCCACCGGGACAUCGAGAGAGUGUUUUGCCUCAUUCCGUUCUUUCAAGCAUGUUCAUCCUUCCAUGUGCUGGGUGCUCAAAAUGUGCCUGGAGAGUUGAAUAGAACACCGGUGCAGCCCAUCUCCAAGAUGCGCACUAGCAUCUAUCUUGCUGUGUGUGUGGUGUACUAUAUGCGCCUUCCUGACCAAUCUCCAAAAGGCAAUGGAGUUUGCCGUGCCAGUUUCGACAACCAUCUGGGUGACGCAACUGGCAGUAGGGUCUCAAAAGUGUUUGAGCAUGCUGUGAACCAGUUUGUGACGAGGGAAAACUUUGUAAUCCCACCUGGUGUCGCUCUCAAUCAAGCAUUGAAGGAGAAUGUAUUUGCGAUAAUAGCAUGUAUCCAGACCAAAACUCCAAUGUGUAUCAUCGGUGCUCCUGGAGCGUCCAAGACACUAAGUUUUCACAUUGUUCGUGACAACCUGCUUGGACUUGUGUCACCGAAGGAGUUCUGCCAGCAGUUUGACGAGUUACACUGUCAUUUCUAUCAGUGUUCAGAAUAUUCCAACAGCAACGACAUCAAGCAAGUUCUAGUUGAAGCUGAGCGGCUUCAAGAAAUGUACAACAAUGACCACACCGCAAAGACAAAGACGCGCUGUGUGGUGCUGCUGGAUGAAGCAGGCCUGCCAAGCAAAAACAGUAUGGUGUUGAAGGUGCUUCACCCAUUCCUGGACAAGUGCAGGAUGUCAUUUGUAGCCAUAUCCAACAAUCAUUUUGACUCUGCCAAUGAAAACCGGAUGGUUGUCGUUCUUCGCUCAUUGGCUUCCCCAGAUGAUAUGCUAGUUCUUGCUGCUGGGUGCCUUGGCCUGGAGGUCAAGUCUCUUGAUGAGGCCACUCGUCUCUUUUUGUCAGGUGUUUGCGAAGCAUAUAGAGAGGUAGUGAAGGAAGACACUUUUGGAAAAAUAUACCACUGCCGCGAUAUAAUUUACCUUCUCCGUCACAUCCAUCAUCACCAACUUCAGAGCAGGCACUCAUUAAGUUUGAGUGGAGAUCUGCUGCUUAGAGCACUUGAGCAAAAUUUCAAUGCCACUGAUGAUUCUGAUUUCAGGCGUAUCACUGACAUAUUCUUUCAGUGUGUCGAAGCCAAAUUGCAAGAAGCGGGUAUAACCUUUCAGCGUCCUCAGCAAAAGUUCUACCGCUCUAAGAUGACAAUCCUUCGUCAUGCACUUCGAUUUUCAUCACACUGUGGCCGGCCCCAGAAAGAUCAGUUUGAAAAGCCAAUAGAGACAGGCCAUCACUUAGCGCCGCGGUUUAAGUUGAUUGUUGAUCCAACAGAUGAUUUUUCUGGAUUGCGCCUCCUCCAGAAUGAAGGUGUGAUAAGCAGAGAUGAUGCCAAGGUGUUCCGCAUGAGUGACUUGUUGCAGGAUCAAUCUGAUGUUCAUGUUGCGGAAGUAAUAUCUGGAAUAAAGUACUGCGUAGAGCAUCCCACCACAGCCAUUCUGGUUAAUGCAUCACGUGUCUUUGGGAGCCUGUAUGAUCUGCUAAACCAGAGCUUUCUGCGGAUUGGUGCAUCAAGCAAGCAGAGUUCGCAGCAAGAUGAAGCAACAACGCCUCAAGCAUAUGCCAAUAUUGCAAUGGGCACAAAGACAUACAGAUGCGAAGUUCACGCAAGCUUUCAGUGCAUUGUGUUCUUGAGCAAGAGAGAUUUUGAGAGCUCAUCAGCUCCAUUCCUCAGUCGCUUUGAAAAGUUUUUGAUCACUCCAAAAUCCAUACUCAAUGAGCGCAUUCACCGGUUGACACCUCCAGAUCAGCUGAAAGUGCGAGCUGCCUAUAACAUCUGCCAAUCAUUUGUUGACCACAUGGGUCCUUCCGCGUUCUAUGGAUAUUCUCCAGGCAAUACUCUACCUUCGCUGCUCAUGUCACACAUUCAGCCUCCAAGGGAAGGAGAUGAAUUUGGCAGCUUCUGUGUGAAUGAAUUCACAGGCGUUCUCAACAACUUUGACAACAUCACGGCAAAUUGUAGUGAGAUGCAGCGACUUGCAAGAGGGUUGUGUGCUCAACUUCUCCAGUUAGUGACACCUGAGACAUUUGUGCUGAAGAUGCACACACUGGCUGACGCAAAUGAUUAUGCUGGCAUCUAUUUUCAUGCUCUAGAAAGCACGUGCUGUGAUUUGAAGCAACUUCUGGAAAAUCGAACACCUGAAAGUGCGAAAAAGGGCAACAAGUGUGCCGAUGCAGCUAAAGCACUCAUGAUGUUUACCCGCACGUCAAGUGACAUGCAAAGCCUCCAGUCAUUCAUCAGUGCCACGGUCAGUAAAACAUCGAUGCAACACAUCGCUGUUGAGAACGCACACGAGUUUAUGUGUAAACGUGAUGUUGAAUCGAGACUUCAGCGCUUCCAACAGGAUUCAAGAACAUGCUUGGUGGUAAGCAUUGAUUCCAAGAAGGCUUCAGAUCACCGCAUCUGGCAUCAACUUAUCACCGACAACAUGGUGUCUUGUUCCGAAAGCAACAAAUUCUUCGUAAUGCUUUUCCACAUUCCAGAAUUGGAAGUCCAUCUACCAAGCAACCAUGCAGCAACCUUCCUAAAUAAUCAGUGGAGCUGUCUGUUUCUGGAUUCGGUGUGCCAACCUCCAUUCAAUCUACGUCGCCUUGCUGGAAUCAUUGUCCGAGAGUCGCAGUCAUGUGGUGACGACAAUGAAGUGGACCUAAGAGAAACACAGAAGCAUCAGGACUUCGCAGAAUUGGUGCUACCAACGAGAUUUGAUAAGCUUGGCGAAGAGCUGGCCACCCGGUAUAGGCCUUGUCAGAAAAAUAGAGUGAAACUUCCGAAAACUGUCAAGGCAUCCUGCCAACGGCUUUACAAGAACAAAGGUGAACUUCAUAAGCAACUACAGUGUGUGCUAGAUGAUUUCCCUUGCAUUCUCAAGCUGGCAUGUAGGAGAUUUUCACGCUCAUAUUCCGAUCGUCAAGCCUACAAGCUGAUGUGCAGUCUUGCUCGGGACCUCACCAGUCGCAACACAUCAGGCAGUUUUGCGGCAGCUGUAGAUCAAAGCAUCCAGCAACUGUUUCCAUCCAUCUUGGACCCUGUCCUGACGAGUGUCUGUAGCAACUACGGCUUGGUACAUCUCAAUGAGUGGUCAGAAGAGACUAUUUCUUGUCUAGUUGACUUGAUUCCUGUAUCAUCAUUCAAAAGUCAGCAGGUCCAGCAGGUUCAACUCUCACUCCAUCGCCUGGUGCCUGGACUGCCUCUCUUUACUCUGCUCAGGCAGAGAAUCUUAUCAGUACUCUCCAAGUUGCAUACUGGAUUCAAUGUGGACAAGGCGAGGCAGCUGCUAGAACAGGACAAGAUAAUUGGCAAGCUGCUGUCAGGUAGCGAGGCAUCAAAGAUACAGGAGACAUUUUGCAAGGACUAUCUCCUGUUGCUGCUUGCAAAAGGUAGCACACAAAUUUGCGAGGGGUCGCGUGAACUUCUGUCUGUGCAGCAAAUUCUCCAAUGGCUCAAGCUUGAUCAGGAGUACCAAUGCCAGUCUGCACCUCGCAACCUGAUUGCCGUGAUGUACUGGGCAACGGAAAAGAAGAAAGAGGUCAUUGCCACAUUGUUCCAGUGCAGUAUGACAGUGGGUAGCAUUCCAAAUUCCAUCACAGACAUCUCAGCAAGAAUGGCGGUGCAUUACUCCUUACAGGAUGCUUUCUCUGCUCAAUUACUGUCUUAUUCAUGUGAUCAGCUAUGGAAACACCUUCUGACUCUAGCAGAGAAUAGUGAGGCUGAAGAGUGGUCCGAAUCCCUCGCUAAGUGGGUUGAUCUACUCCAACUUUGGAAUGAACCAGAUAUCAACAACUGUCUCUCUGCCAUGUCAGGUCAACUCGGAACCACUGUAGACAGGCUAUCACUGAUGCGUAGCAUGAAAGUGUUCUUGUGUGGACUGACAAGGCCCAUUGCUAUGGCUUCUGUUCGCAAAGUCAGUGUAGUCCAUGCUGCGCAUGCUGAGCAGGUAUCUUGCCAAGCAUUCAUUCAGUGUAUGACAUCACUUGCAACUGAUCUAGGGACAUCCAGUCAGAAAGAAAAGGUCAUUCUGGCCCUUCUAGAGUGUGUCCAGUUCUGGUCAUCAAACGGCAAAAUCCAACAAGCUGACAUCAAAGCCAUAGUUCGCCUUCUGAAUGGAGGGUCGAUCGCCAGUGAUGUCCGUUAUGCCAGCUUGUGCAAAGAACUCAGUGUACAAAUCACCGAUCACCUCUGGAAGAGAGAUGAGAAGACGACAGUUGGUUGUCUGAAGAGCGAGCUAUCGAUGCACCACAGCUACACGCCCCCAGUCUAUGAAGGUUACUCACCCCUCAAGAAACAGCCAUUAGCUGAUGUACUCUUCUUCCAUCAAGUUAGAAAGCAUGGUGAAGGCACAAGUCAACUAUCAAUUCAUGAGUUGUACCGGAGAAUACUUGACUGUGGAACUGAUAGUUCACCGUCCAGUCUCUUUCACAGCGUUAUCCUGACUGGCUUGACAUACUGCCUACUUCAGCAAAUGGUCGCCAUUAUCUCCAAACAAUCUGCUGCCUCGGUAAUCCAAAUUGACAAUGCCUUCAGAACAGUGUUCAACCAUGUGACAAGUACACAGGACUUUGACCUGAAGCAGCCAUCAUCCAUGUGUUUGUUCUUCCUCAAGGCUUUGAAAUCAAAGGUCAGCACACAGCACCUUAUCAAGUGGUUGACCAAAUACAACAGUGAGUGGUGUAGAGCAGUUCUCUUGAGCAUUAACCAAGGCACUAGCGAGUAUUUACCGGUAACGUUUCUCUCAUUCAUGCGCUCUCCGAACCCACCUGCCACUGGUGAGUCAACACAUAUUGGAUUUGAGAGAGCCCAUUCACAGUAUGCUGAGCUCCGAAGUGUGUUCAAGAAGAUAGAAAACAAGGAGUACUCGUCCAUUAAACAGUGGAUCUCUAGUCAGCUUUCGGCAAACACACUGGUGGAUGGUAUACCAGUAUGCGCAUGGAUCAAAGGCUCUCUGUUGCUUCUCAUUUUCCAUGACUAUCACCAGAAGAGCAGAUGUCAACCGCUUGAAGCUUUAUGGUCCAAUUUUGAUGCCGUAUUCAGUUGUUUGCGGCUUUCAAUCUUGGAGAAGAAAGCGUUUCAAUUCUUCUUGAGUAAGACCUAUCGAAAAUCAGCCCUUGGUCCAGAUGAUGAGCUUCAUUCUCUUUUUGAUCCACAGUCCAGCAACGAUCAACAUGUCAUGCCUCAGCUAAUGGUCAAUGUACUGGUUUGCAAUCUAUUCUUCAGUCAGCAAACACAUUGGUAUUCACUCAUCACCAACCCAGACAGCCUCAAAGAUUCAUUCUAUUUUGGAGCAGUUUCCUACAAACAGCAGAAAGGCCAUCUUGGGUUGUUUAAAAUUGAUUGUUACAGUCAGUUUGAUGAUAAAGGGCAACCAACAUGCACUUCGGACAGCAGGCUGAGUUCUACUAUGGCUCUACUCUGCCUUCUGUUCACAUUCAGCUCCAUCUUCUGGCAUGUGGCUCUAGUUGGAGUAGAUGAUAUCUUCAAAGUCGUUACCAAGUCCUAUGUAGAAGAUCGUGGCACACCAGGACAUAGCUUACGUGCAAAGGCAAUGUGGUUCUGUCGACAGCGAAUUGGAAUGCCCAUCAACUGUUUGGUGGAUGGUAUUGCUGGACGAGGGCCCAUGAGCCAAGAAAAGUCUGCACUGCUGAUCACACGAUGCCUGGAGAAACUUGUCACCAUGCAGUACUCACCUAAGCACCAACAUCUCUUCUCAACGAAAUAUUCCGACAGUGGUCUCAAAGAAACUGCAGAGUGUGCGUUUCAACAAGACCUGUGCAAUAAUGUACUUGACAGAUUGGACAAGUUUGAGGCGAAUAUUUCGUAUGGCGAUCUUGCAAAGAAGAUAGCACAUUAUCCUGGACCGUUGCCACCAAUAGGCAUCACUACUGUUCUCCAAGCUAUGCAGAGCAAUAGCAGCACUGCUGUUGGGGCACACCUCAACUGCAUUAGGCACUUCUUUUCUAAUCUCAAAGAGCUGGAGCUGUUGGCGGCCUUUCCAGAUUUGCUGGUGAUGAUGGAAUGGCUGCAAACAGCUGGAUUCCACCAGUACAUGCCAGAUACCUGUCUGUCACAACUAAAAGUUGGUGUACAAAGAGAGACUCUACGCAAAGGCAUGGAUGCCUGGAACAGCGUACGUGCCUUCAACGGCGGUCGUAUUGCCGUUGACUGUGCUGCUCCCCGGAUAGAACGAAUUGGAGAUGGCACACCUUUGUCCUACAUCAGUGACAUGUUGCCAAAGGUUCUGAAAUAUUUGUUGAAAGUUCAGUGGGACUUUUAUCAUGACUGUACCAAAACUACAUCUACAAGUCUCGAUGAAGGCAACCAAUUGGGCGUGGAAUUACUGGAUUCACAACCUUCUGUGCCAUUGGAGGUUAUUGCAGAAAUGAAGGGCAAAGGUGCUCUGUACAUCAAUACUGAUGAAGUUGAUUCCAUUGUGCGCCAGUGCUCCAAUUUUGAUUUGACAAGACAAACAGUGGACUAUGAUCUACCUCGACUCGCACGCUUGAUCUUAGCCUAUGUGGCUCAGUCUAUGCGUGUUAUCACAUAUGAAAAAUCUCGUCUGUUAGCUCCGCUGCAGUUUGCUAUACACCUCGAUUCGGGACAGAAGUCCCUUGAUAGGUAUCGUCUGAAGGAUGACCUGCCAGAUGUAUUCUGCAAGCCAUUACAAGACCAUCAUCUUCGCCUGGUAACAAUGUUUGUAAGGAAAUUGAACCAUGAGCAGGCAAUCAGCUUGAUGAACGCUCUGGCAAAAAUCUCCAAUGUGCAAUGUUUCAACCAGCCUACUGCUAAUUCAAAUCAAGACUGCUUGCUGAGCAAGUGCAUCAAGGAUAUCUCUGGAAGCUCACAAAGGAGUUACGACACAUCCUUUCUGCCGGAUCUCCAGCAUCUGGAACAACAAGCUCCUGUACGCCUUGGCAAUAUCUCCAGGGUACACAAAAUGGUUCAUAAUCACAUCGUGACAAUGGGCUAUCUGCAUGCUGAUCUUCCAUUGACAAUUCGUUUCGAUCUUCAACCGGAGAAUCUCAAAGCAGAGGUCCAACAAGUCAUAACCCAGUGUAUACCCAGCGCUAAUGUUGAGCAGAGAUUGCAUUACACCGAAGGAGCAAUUCAAAGAUUGCUGGAAUGCGCACCGCGGGCAGAGGAAACACAAGAUGCCAGCCUGUCCACACUAGGCAACACUUGCGACGACACCUACAAGGAUCUGUUCCAAUCGCUGCCGCCGAGCGUGAAGUGCCAGAACCUUGCUGCUGUUGUCACCAUCGUGGUACAGCUUUCACAGAAACUUCACACCGACUACAUGGAUCACCAAGCAAGACAAACAGUGCAGCUUUGGAGUGACUCGCCAGACACCGCAGGCAUAGACUCUGCUAGCAAUGUGUUCACGGAGUGGAGGAUGAAUGAUGAUGCAGAAGAUGAAGGGGAUGCCGGAUCAAUUUCCUGCGGAACCGUUCCCAGAAAAUGAAGAGGAUCUUGAAUCUGGUGAAAUCAAUUGACGUUUUGGCUCGACUAUGUUGGUGGCCAAUGAAAGUGAAGCUGAUGAUGACCUAAUGUCUACAGGUCACUUGCUUGAAAUGAUGCAAACAGCAAACAACAGAUAUCUGAAACCAAUGGAAUAUGUGAUAACAUCAAUUUCGAUCCCUGUUCAGGGAAUUGGGAGAAUUUACUGCUUGGAGGUUCAUGUUGUUGUACCCGGCUGUGCUACACCAGAAGGCUUUGUCCACUAACAUGUAUUGCCUCGUAGGGAGACACGUGCUCUAUGAUGGCUCUGCGCAAGGCCUCUUGGUGUUUGUGAACAUUUCACCAAUCUGCUGAAAGAUCAUGGCAGUUGCAGUGUUACUCUGGUGAGUGGUCUGUGUGUGUGUGUGUGUGUGUGUGUGUGUGUGUGUGUGUGUGUGUGUGUGUGUGUGUCGGUAUCACUCCUUUCAUGUGAGUAUGGGUAUCUGAACACACAACACCAAUACCAUACAAUGGUACUGAACGCCAUGUUUACCCUAUGCAUACGUUUUCGCCAUGUUUAUCCUAUGCAUACGUUUUCGCCAUGUUUAUCCUAUGCAUACGGUUUCGCCAUGUUUAUCCUAUGCAUACGUUUUCGCCAUGUUUAUCCUAUGCAUACGGUUUCGCCAUGUUUACCCUAUGCAUACGGUUUCGCCAUGUUUACCCUAUGCAUACAUUUUCGCCAUGUUUAUCCUAUGCAUACGUUUUCGCCAUGUUUAUCCUAUGCAUACGUUUUCGCCAUGUUUACCCUAUGCAUACGGUUUCGCCAUGUUUAUCCUAUGCAUACGGUUUCGCCAGGUUUACCCUAUGCAUACGUUUUCGCCAUGUUUAUCCAUGCCUACGGUUUCGCCAUGUUUAUCCUAUGCAUACGGUUUCGCCAUGUUUAUCCUAUGCAUACGGUUUCGCCAUGUUUAUCCUAUGCAUACGGUUUCGCCAUGUUUACCCUAUGCAUACGGUUUCGGCAUGUUUAUCCUAUGCAUACGUUUUCCCCAUGUUUACCCUAUGCAUACGUUUUCGCCAUGUUUAUCCUAUGCAUGUGGUUUCGCAGCAGGAACCUGGUGCUGCAUUAUUGUUUUGUUCAUUUUGAAAUGUAUCGUUAUCAUGUAUGGAUUGGGUUAUGCUUCAAUUGACUUCUCCAAAGUUAACGCAUUUCCUUCCUUCAUCAGGAUCCUGUCACAUUCAAUGCUGUGCCAUGCAAUGAUCAUGAUUGUAUCUACAUGUAUUAUUAUCUGACGUGCAUCACUCAUGCCAUGCGCUGUACAGGUGUGUAAAAUGCACCGCAUAUUGGUUCUCUUUCCGUUACUACUUGUAUGUUUUGCUGGAAGCAAGCGCAGCAUGCCAGUAGACAAGACUGACAGGACCACAAGUUUGCUUUUUCACCGUGUGUUUGGAUGUUCAUUCCCUCCAUUGCAAUGUGUGAAUCGAUUAUGCCCAAAUUUCUUUCGUUUUAUUCCAGAACAACGCAUGUGCAAAGUCGAUUAUCAUGUUGUGCGUACAGGCACGCACAUUCUCUUCUGAAACAUUUUCUACAGCAUUAAAAAAAUCCUUGUACCAAUGUCGCGAUGCAUUCAAAUGCCAGUGUUUGCGGAUGCUGCGCGGUGCUAUGAGAUGCAAAUGUGAUUCUUCAAAUCGUGUCAUGAUCUCACAUCGCUGUGGCGCGUGCACUGCCCACUGCAUUGUUCUUGUUGCCAGUACUACUGAUCUAUUGUCUUAUUGUCACUCGUUUUUCACUCGUUUUCAUAGUCUUAAACAUUGCUCCCUGCUGCUUGAUUGCUCACACAUCAGCCCUUCCUCGAGAAGGCAAUUAUAUUUGAAAACCAUAUUUUCACAUCAUUAGUUUCGAGACCUAAGAUGGUCGCUUGCUUUUCCCCCACCCCAGACAUUCUCUUGAUUGCUGAACUGCUUCAAAUCUCUCUCCCCGUUGCCACCCAAUCAGGAACGUCUUUACAGUAUAGAACUUCUCUUACCCCCUCUCUUGAUUUCCCACUCCUCUUCUUCUUCUUUUAAAUGAUUGAUCUUUGAGUCACAUGUAGCUGUGGCCAACAAA